This is a messenger RNA of Eruca vesicaria subsp. sativa (arugula), 243 nucleotides long. The record is from the annotation of a GenBank genome assembly. NCBI's taxonomy places the organism in Eukaryota, Viridiplantae, Streptophyta, Magnoliopsida, Brassicales, Brassicaceae.
AUGGUAUCUCCUAGUGACUUCAAGCAGAGAGCAAGCAAAGCUUGUGGCGCUUUGUUAUACACCUUCUCACCCUUCUUUUUUAAGGAUGCGACAAAAAAGCUUCCUGGAGACAAGGUGGUGACUAGUGAAGAUGCGGAGGCCGUGGUUGGAGCAGAACUCAAAAACAGUCCAGAAAUGAAGACAACUCAUGGUGGAGUUGCAGAUUCCAUGUCGGCAGGUGCAAGGCUCAACCAACCACUCUAG